Neofelis nebulosa (Clouded leopard) is the source of this 652-nucleotide messenger RNA. RefSeq names its product sperm microtubule inner protein 11 (gene SPMIP11). The transcript has 5 exons. NCBI's taxonomy places the organism in Eukaryota, Metazoa, Chordata, Mammalia, Carnivora, Felidae. The record is from RefSeq and is a predicted model, not a curated record. Bases 45 to 518 code for a protein of 157 amino acids.
UGCUCCAGCCUGGACAUUCCAGAAGAGGACAGGGAGGAGCUAAGAUGGCCUUCUUCAACUUAUAUCUAUUGGGAUAUCAAAAUUCCUUUUGGAACAAGAAAAGGGACACAACUAAAGAAACAAGUGUGACUGUAUUAACAUUCUACUCAAAAGGGCCCACUCAAGCUUUCCUUAUUAUAGUCAUAAUGGAAACUCAUAGAGACCAGAAGGAACCAGUGCCCACUAGGCUUCCCCGUAUUAUCUCAGAAGAUGGGAAUUAUUCCGUACACCAGAAUAGCCACACAAGGUAUCAUGAAGCUAUAAAGAAGGUGUUGUUAAAGACAUUCCCCAAUCAGGUCUUCAGAGUCCCCUUGACUGAUGCUCAGAACUUCAGCUUCUGGCGGUCCCAUGAUCCAGGAGUGCACCCAGAAGAAACCAUGCCAUGGAUCCGGAGUCCCUGCCACUGCCUCAUUAAAAGCCCAAUGACCAGGUUUAUGGAUCACUCUGUUCUGAGUGACAGAAACUUCAGUCUGUAUUGAACAGGAUAUAUUUGCACGAUGGACUGUGGAAGCAGGGCAAAGAAGGAGAAAACGGAGAAGGUGUCCUUGUUCCACUGAGGGACUAAUGGGAGGAGGGGACCUCAAGAACAGAGUAAACAUUGGAUUAGAAGUCA